Molecule: messenger RNA, 3063 nt
Organism: Lachancea lanzarotensis
Lineage: Eukaryota; Fungi; Ascomycota; Saccharomycetes; Saccharomycetales; Saccharomycetaceae
Gene: YCG1
Product: LALA0S05e03994g1_1
Exons: 1
Coding region: 1-3063 (1020 amino acids)
Biological process (GO): mitotic chromosome condensation
Cellular component (GO): condensin complex; condensed chromosome
Source: RefSeq, a predicted model, not a curated record
AUGUCUGAGAACGUGUCAAUAGAUUCAGAUAAUUCAGAUUCCACGAAUUCCAAAAUUUUUAGGGCCAUUGCAGAUGUAUUUCAAAACGCACAAUCGACCUACGCAGGUCAUCGCAGACAUAUCGCGGUCUUGAAAAGAAUUCAAUCAAAGGCUACAGAAACGGGAUAUGAAGAAGUAUUCAACUACUGGUUUAACAAAAUGGUUACAUUGAUUUUACCUUUGAAAAGAACCGAAAUCGUAGGUGACAGAAUUGUAAGACUAGUUGCAGGACUGGUGGCCAGUCUCGACCAUGAAGUGGAGUCCCUAAAGGAAAAACAAGAAGAUUUUGAUGGAAAAGAAAAGAUUUUCUCGAGAUUUGUUAACCAAUUCAUUCGGCACAUUCUGCGUGGAGUAGAAUCGCGCGAGAAAAAUGUUCGGUAUAGGGUCGCACAGCUUUUGGCUGUCAUCAUGGAUAACAUAGGUGAAAUUGAUGAAGAUUUGUACAAGUUGAUUAUGUGGUCGUUUGAAAAACGAUUGUUUGAUAAAGAAGCGCCGGUACGAGUUCAGGCCAUUUUCUGUCUCACCAAAUUUCAAGACGAGGACAACACUUCAGAAACAAUCGACGAAGCGUCCACGAAGCUUAUCCACGCCAUUCAAAAUGAUCCAAGUGCCGAAGUUCGUAGAGCGGCCAUGCUCAAUCUCGUCAGUUUAGAUAAGACAAGGAAUAUAAUUAUGGAGCGGGCUCGAGACGUCAAUACCGUCAACCGGCGCAUUGUGUACACACGAGUCUUGAAGAAUAUGGGUGCCUCUGUGUUUCAGGAAUUGGAUGGAGACUUGAUUGGCAAACUUAUCACUUGGGGGCUCGAAGAUCGUGAAGAGUCAGUACGAAACGCCUGCGUGCGUUUGGUUGCCUUUGAGUGGUUGAAUUUAAUGGAUGGGGAUAUUAUAAGACUUUUGUCGAAGUUGAAUGUGACCUCGAAUAACGUUUGUGAGAAGGUACUAGACGCUAUUUUCAACUAUAGAGAGGAUACUGUUGCUAAAAUCAAACUACCCGUUAAUGUGUGGGAUUCUCUAACCGCAGAAAUUUCCUUCCUCAUAAAAGCUUUUCAUACACACUGCACGCAAAACAAGUUGGAAGACAUACUUGACGGGAAUUUUCCCGAAGCUUCAAGAUUAUCGGAGAUUUUGCAAAAGUAUUUGGACCUCAGAUUUUCCAACAACAACCUUUCGAAUACAGAUGUUUCUUGUUUGGAGUUUAUCAUCGAGCAGUUGUUGUCGGUAGCCUUCAAAUAUGAUUACAGUGAUGAAGUCGGAAGGCGGGCUAUGUUGAUGAUAAUUCGUAACGCAUUGGCAAACUAUAGCUUGACGGCGCCUAUUGUUAGAAUAGCUCUUCAAGUGCUGAAGGUACUGUCAAUCAAUGAGCGUGAUUUCAUAGCCAUGACAGUUGAAAUCAUAACGGAUAUACGGGAUGAAGAUAUCGAAAAGCAAGAAGCCGAAGAAGCAAACCAAGACUCAAGGUUCAAGCAGGACGAGGACGAGGAUGACGAAGCUGCAGUGCAGUCGUUCCACUCAGCAGUCGACGACCUUGUUAACAACAAGAAUACCACUGCACCUAGUGCUGCACCAGCGGUUCAGGAAAAGGAGGUCAGUCCUCAUACUCUUCUUGGGUGUCUCACAAUGUCACAGUUUAUGCUGGAACUCAUAAAUUUGCCCAUCGAUGAGAAUGUUAUGAUAUCCUCUUUGAUUGACACGCUGAUUACCCCAGCUGUCAGAAAUACCCAGUCUGAAGUCAGAGAACUUGGCGUUCGUAAUUUGGGGCUUUGCAGUCUCUUGGAUGUUAAUAUAGCCACUGAGAGCCUUUAUCUUUUUGGUAUGUGCGUUUCCAAGGGCGAUGCAAGUCUAAAAACCAUAGCACUCAAGGUCAUAGCCGACAUUUUUUCAGUUCAUGGGACAAAAGUGGUGGACGGCGAAGGCAAGGUUGACUCCAUUUCUUUGCAUAAGAUUUUUUACAAAACGCUAAAAAAUUGCGAGCUACCGGAGUGUCAAGCAACGGUCGCGGAGGGUUUAUGCAAACUGUUUUUGGGAGAUGUUUUUGUUGACGAUGAUCUAUUUGAAACACUUGUUCUUUCUUACUUCUCACCUGCAAACUCUCAAAAUGAAGCUUUGGUUCAGGCAUUUGCAUUUUGCCUCCCCGUUUACUGCUUCUCUCACAUUAGACAUCAAAAGAGAAUGGUCCGCGUUGCAGGCGACGUGCUACUGAGGCUCUCUGUCUUGUGGGACGAGUUGCAGACAAAUGACGAUAGCUCAAUAUCUCCCGACUCUAUGCUAAAGCCGAACGUCAUAUUUCAAGAGCUUAUAGAGUGGACAGAUUCAGGCAAGGUAGUCAACCAGACAGAGGAGCAUUUCGAGGAUGAGGAAGAUACUCAAUUACAUUUUCUAUUGGGCGUCCUCAGAAUAUAUUACAAAUUUGAGCGCAAAGAGGUCAAAAAGAUGAUCUUGACUAACAUCAAUAGGUUCAGUUUUCAAGAUCGGAGUAUUCGGAAAUGGAAAGAAGUUCGCGACAUUCUUGAAGAUAUUUCAGAAAACGAUGACAUCGAUUCCGCAAGCCGGAGUUCGAUCGCUAAAUUCUUAAGAUCGUUGGAAGAGGAUAUUUUGAGUGGAGAUGCGGACGUUGAUACUACGAAGGAUGGAACCAGCGAUAUGGGAGAGCGGCUAUCCGCAUCUUCAAGUGAAGAAAGGAUGUCAGAGGACGAAAAACCUGAAGUGACACUGGCUGUGUCAAAUGAAGAAAAUUCCAACGUACCUAUUGCGGGAAUUGACAAGCCUUCUGGUUCUUCUGAUGCCCUUUCGAGUGUGUUGCUGCCGCCUGAACCGGACAGAAUGUUGCCAGGUGAUGUCAGUCGCCUGCGAAGCAAAAAGAGGAAGAGAGCAGAUAUCUCGGGGUCUGAGAGUAAUUCUGAUCAAGAGAAAAGUAGCAGAUUGGUUAGCUUCGUCUUGCCGGAACCGCAACGUGGUCCAUCAAGCGACUCGUCAUUUGGCAACCCAGUCGAUGACAGUAGUUUCGAAGACGAAAACGACAAUUAA